This is a messenger RNA of Galleria mellonella (greater wax moth), 3941 nucleotides long. It is a transcript of the gene sv, whose product is annotated as paired box protein Pax-5. Gene Ontology annotation, biological process: anatomical structure development; regulation of transcription by RNA polymerase II. The transcript has 12 exons. Lineage: Eukaryota; Metazoa; Arthropoda; Insecta; Lepidoptera; Pyralidae. The record is from RefSeq and is a predicted model, not a curated record. The coding region runs from base 690 to 2039 and encodes 449 amino acids. Gene Ontology annotation, molecular function: RNA polymerase II cis-regulatory region sequence-specific DNA binding; DNA-binding transcription factor activity, RNA polymerase II-specific.
GCGUGAGACGGCCGUGUUCCAGUCAAACGCAUUUGAAUCCACGACGCCGCGCCCGCCAGACGUGUUUGAGCGCUGCGCGUUGAAAGAAAAGAAAAAAAAAAAAACUAUAAAAAUACAGUGGUCAGUGUUACUAGUGCUAGUGGAACGAAAAUUCCAGUGUACAUUAGCCGAAUAGAAAGUUCUAGUUUGUUUUUUCUAUUGGCAACAACGUGGAGUUACGUGAUUUGGCUGGUACUCCGUUUUACCGUUCCGAGGUACAAAAAUGGUGAUGCAACGACAGAAAAUCCGCAAGAGAACGCGGUGAGGCGAAGCAAGAGGAAAAAACAACUAAUAUAACGAUGUGACAGUACGGUGACAAACAAUUAGGACACUUCGUAAACUUUUAACUAGAAAAAAGAACCAAAAAUACUCUCACGAUUCUCCUAACUUAGCUUCGUAAGCAGAAUAUUCAAUAAGUGCCAACGAUCAGUGCAAACACCCUAUUAAAAAAAAAAAAAAAAACAUAUAAAAAGAACAUUAACUAGUGUUAUUUUUCAACGAACAGUUUAACGCAACGAUAAGAAACUAAAAUUAAAUAACACAGUGCCACAUCUCUAUACUGCCAAGUGAAAAACGCGUUAUUGAGAAAAAAAAACUGGUUAUUUUUAACUGUUAAUUGUUAUUGUUAGAAAAGUGAUGUGCUUUUGAGAAUGGAUCUGCACGCUCCACCGUUAGUUGUUCACGGUUAUGAGCCCCAUGCUCCGUUGUUGGAAGUUGAGGGUCUGGACCCUCAUAGUCCACAGCAGAAGGUCUUAAUUCACGCCCCAACUCUUCAAAGUCAAGAGUUGAUGAGUAAUGACCAUCGGAAUGGAGAGUAUGACUUUGCAGAUGAGCAGUACCACGCCCACAGCAGCAACCAGAGCAGCGAUGGUCACGGCGGCGUCAAUCAACUAGGCGGUGUGUUUGUGAACGGUCGACCUUUGCCGGACGUGGUACGCCAGAGGAUAGUGGAGCUGGCCCACAGUGGGGUGCGCCCGUGCGACAUCAGCCGGCAGCUGCGGGUGUCUCACGGCUGUGUUUCCAAAAUACUGUCCAGGUACUACGAAACUGGGAGUUUCAAGGCGGGGGUGAUUGGUGGCUCCAAGCCCAAGGUCGCCACUCCGCCUGUGGUCGACGCAAUCGCCGCAUACAAGAGGGAAAACCCGACGAUGUUCGCCUGGGAGAUCCGGGACCGGCUGCUGAGCGAGGGGAUUUGCAGUCAGGACAACGUGCCUUCGGUCUCAAGUAUCAAUAGGAUCGUGAGGAAUAAAGCGGCGGAGAAGGCGAAGCAUGCCCACAAUCAACAGCAGCAGCACCAGCAGGAGCAGGAGAUCAGCUCGGCGCAGGGGAGCGUCGUCUCUGUGAUAACGCACGCGGGCAACGCGCCCGGCACGACCGCCGUGCUGUCCCCGAGCACGGAGCAGCAUGUCACCAACACGGGCAGCUAUAGUAUAAACGGCAUCCUCGGCAUCGAGCAGGUGGACGGGCUGCACAACGGCAACGCGACUGGCCUCAAGAGGAAACGCCACGAAGACCAAGAUGAGAACAGAGACUUCAAUAGCCAUUCAGAAGACGACGUGAAAAGACAACGAAGUCACUACAAUGGGGACCAAAUAUACUCAAAUCUUUGGUCAUCAUCUAAAUGGAGUCUCAAAGACGAGUACAAGCUGCUGUCUGAGCUGGGAGGUGCCACGGGCGGCGCCACCGGGUACUACGGGGACCUGUUCGACGCGCCGUACGAACACGCGGCGCAUCCACACUACACGCCUCAUUCCGCAACGAACGACUCAACGGGAUCGAACGGCGGUGCUGGUGGGGAGCCACCAUCAGCCGCCGCCAGUCCGGACGCUGCCGCCCUGGUCGUGUUACAACCACCGGCGCCGCCAUACCCGCCUUAUGCACAUUAUGAUGGUACCACGACGUUGGCGAGCGAGUAUGCAUACGCGGCGCCGUACUCGCAGUACUCACCAUACGGCGGGCCGUACUCGCACUCAGCCGCCACGGGGCUGCUCUCCAAGUGAUAUCAACGGACGCCGUGCGAGCAAUAGCUGUCGGCGAGCCACAACGAACAAAAUUAAGUGAUAAUGGACACUCAUAAAACAAACCUUGUGAGAAAUUUUAAUUUAAAUCUUCUAACCAUUCUCUUAGAAAAACUCAAAAUGUGUAGAUAAAUCAACAAUUUUAUUACAUACAAUUCAGUUAUUGUCUCCAUGUUUUUUUUUUAUUAAUUAAUCGGUCAGUAAACCAUUUGCUUUCUCUAUUUUUGUAUUUAUAUAUUAAUAAUAUAACUUCAGCAAUUCAUUUAUACUCAUUAUAUUUAGUUAAUGAAAAAUAUACUGUAUGAGAGAGCCAAAGUGUUGAUAAAUCUCCAUUAAGAUAAGUUGUAAAUAAUGUAUUUUAAUGAAACUAAAUGUAAUUCAUUUAUUGUCAUUAUUAGGAUUAAAGUGACGAUUCUCUUGUUUCUUUUACCUCAACGUAGUUACAAAAUAGUACUUAAUUUUAUGUAAUACUUUUAGAUUCGUGAGCCUUAAUAUAUUAUUACCUAUUUCAUUAAAUUUUAUUUAAGCUGUCCUUAAUGCACAACGUCAUAGCCCUUACAUUUAAUGUCGUUAUUAUUCAUAUAAGUUAUGUAACUUAUUUUUUGUAUUGUUAUAAAUGUGUAUUUGAAUGCCUCAAAGCUUCAAAACAAAUAUGAGAGUCAUGAACUUAGUAUUUUAUUUAGGUUGGUUCUGAAAUUACUAUGAGAUUACUUGUUUCUUUUUACUUUUUUAAAAAGUGUUAGUUUCUAGUUAAAUGUACAUUAUGUUCGAGAAAUAAGUGAAUUAUCGAAGUCCUCAUUCAUAAUGUAUGUGGUAAAUUAAUAUAUUGUAAAAGAUAUGUUCAAAGCCUUUUAGAAUAUUGUUUUCUUAUUUUAUAUUAUAAACAAGUAUUAGUUGAAAUGUCUUAUCGGUUCCGUCCAUUUUUAUUAUUUUUUUUACAUAUAUAAUCAUUAUAUAUCUAUUUUUUGUAAAUAUAAUUAUCAUAAUGUUUAAAUGUUAUCUUGCCUUGCGUUCUCGUUAAUAGCAUGCUUUAUUGUGGAUAUAUUUUAAAUCAAUCAACAUACAGUUUAGAGAAACGCCAAAGACUUGAAUAUUAUAAUGUCUUUACAAACCAGUGUUUUAAACAUAGUUUAUUUUAUUUAAAGCAAUAACAUUUCACCAAAGAACAAACAAUGGGCCACUUUAAUUAUAAUAUUAUAAAUUGUCAACAUAAUUAUAUAUAUAACUUAAAAUGUAUAAAUUGUAUAAUUCUUACCAAUCACAAAAUAACAUCAGUCUUCAGUAUAAUUAUAUUAUACCUUGAUUAUUUCUUGAAGAUUGAUAUUAUUUUGUCAACUAUUUAUUAUUUCAAUUCAAAAUUUAAAAAUACAUAAAUAACCCUAUACUUUUUAUGACCAUUUAAAUUUAUAUAAAAAAAUGUAAAUGAAACAUAUAACAUAACUUAUGUUGACGAUUUUCAAUAAGAAUAUACAAAAUAAUAAAAUAUUAUUUGAUUAUAUUUAUUUCUAUAUUAUUUCAAUAUUUACUAAUAAAUUUUUAAAAAAAAACAAUUAUAAGAAUCAUUUAAAUACGAUUUAUAUAAUUUAAUUAUAUAAACUUUAAGAUAAUCAAGGCCCUAUUAUGUAUAAAUAAAUAAAUCAAAUAAUGAAAUCUCAUUUUAAUAUAAUAAUAAUUUUUUUAUGCAUUAUUUUUCCUAUUUAUUGAACAUAAAUUCUUGGGAACUGCUUUUGUUUUCCGGAAAGCAUAUCGAGAUAAGUGAUAUACAUCACAUACAUGUAAUAUCUAAUAGACGGAUAAAAAAAAAACGUUUCGUUUAAUUUGUAAUAAGUAUAUUUGUAAGGUAAACGCACCAGUACGAAAUAAAGCAUAAUAUGAGUUUAUAAA